Messenger RNA from Sesamum indicum (sesame), 1210 nucleotides. The record is from RefSeq and is a predicted model, not a curated record. Lineage: Eukaryota; Viridiplantae; Streptophyta; Magnoliopsida; Lamiales; Pedaliaceae.
ACCCUCCUUACUCAUUCAUUCCUCAUUCUUAUUAUUCACUUCCCACAAAUCCGUAUCCCCCUCCCCCCCUCUUUCUCUCUCCAAAAAUGGUGCAGGAAAUUGGAUACUUUGAGUUGAACACCGGUGCUAAAAUUCCUUCUGUCGGGCUUGGUACGUGGCAGGCUGAGCCGGGUGUCGUCGGCCAAGCUGUUGAAGUAGCCAUCAAGAGUGGAUAUCGCCACAUUGACUGUGCUCGUGCUUAUGGGAAUGAGAAAGAGAUUGGUGUAGUUUUGAAGAAGCUUUUUGAUGAUGGAAUUGUGAAGAGGGAGGAGCUAUUUAUUACCUCUAAGCUCCGGAAUAAUGACCAUGCACCUGAAGAUGUACCUGUGGCAUUAAACAAAACACUGGAAGAACUGCAACUUGACUAUGUCGAUUUAUACCUUGUACAUUGGCCUGUUCGGAUGAAGAAGGACGCUGUUGGCUUUUCUCCUGAAAACCUUCUUCCUACAGAUAUACCGGGCACAUGGAAAGCCAUGGAAGCACUCUAUGAUUCUGGUAAGGCCCGGGCUAUUGGGGUUAGCAAUUUCUCGGUGAAAAAGCUUGGUGAUUUGCUGGAUGUGGCCCGUGUUGCCCCUGCUGUCAACCAAGUAGAAUGUCAUCCUUCAUGGCAGCAGGCCAAACUGAGGGAAUUCUGUAAAUCCAAGGGAGUUCACCUAUCCGGGUAUUCACCAUUGGGUUCUCCUGGCACAACAUGGAUCAAAAGUGAAGUUCUCAAGCACCCUGUUUUAGUUUCUACUGCUGAAAAACUUGGUAAGACACCUGCACAGGUUGCUCUUCGGUGGGGUCUGCAGAUGGGUCAUAGUGUGCUUCCAAAAAGCACAACAGAAUCGAGGAUCAAAGAGAAUUUUGAUGUAUUUAGUUGGUUCAUACCGGAUGACUUAUUUGCCAAGUUCUCUGAAAUCGAGCAGGCAAGACUUAUUAGAGGUACUUAUGCGGUCCAUGAGACACUGAGCCAGUACAAAACUCUUGAAGAACUGUGGGAUGGAGAGAUUUGAGUUUGCUCUAUGCUGGUAUAGUUAUGGAAGGAUUAGGAAAUAAUUCAUGUAUGAUGUAUCCUCAUGAACCUACUAUAUCUUUGUUUAAAACGGAUUUGUCAUUAUAUUUUAGUAUGUCGUGAACCUUUCUGAAUUUAUUCUCUAUUUCACGAUGUACAGUCAGAAAAGUUCGAACA